CCUCUCGCCAACCGAGUGUUAUGACGACGACGUCGCGGCGGCCGCGAUCGUCCCGUCGGCCGUCGCCAAUCGUCUCGUGAAAUCGGACAAGUGCACACGUCCCGACGCUCGCAAAACCCGUACCGACAUCCGUUUCCGUUCCCGACGUCGUCGUCGACCGGUACGAAAAACAAUUUCUGCACCGACCGCUCGCGUCGCACAACCGCGAACCGGUGGUCGUCAGCGUCGUCCGUUACACGUUUUUUUUUUUCUUCCCUUAACGCUCCUCGCGCCCAAAAGAAUGCCGCCGACAAUACAAUGUUUCGACGACCAAUCUAUGCAUAUGCCACCCGCCACGGUCUUAUGUGGUGGUUUGUUUUAUCAAGAAAACCAUCAAACAUCAGCGUCUGACAGAGUAAAUCCAAGUCCUGGUGUUAGAACUAAUACUCAAUGGAAUCCUUGUUUAAGAAAUCGUAAUUCUACGUUUAACAUUAAAAGAAAUACAUCUUAUUCGUCACCACUAAAGCUCCAUUUAAAAAGGUUACUCGAUAAUUUACCGGAGGAAUCGGUCGUAACCGAAGAACAUUUGGAUGUUAUCCGUAAAAGAACUGCUUUGAUGUUGCUGACAAUUCAGACGAUGACACUAUUUCAUCACAAUCAAAUCUUGGAGAACAAAUUGUCAGCGUUGCACAAGAGGGUUACCCAGAUUCAGAAGGAUCGGAAAAAUAAUAACGAAUCCGCAACGAAAUAAAUCGACAGUUUAAUUACUUGUCGAUUUCACACCUUAAUACCUCCAUCACAUAUUUUAUGCGCGUAUGCAUUUUAAAAAAGUUAUAAAUACGGAAGCUUACUAAACGUUUUACGUGAUAUUAUUAUUCGUCUACUGUUUCUUAUGACCCAGCCGUGUCAAGUAUUACAUUUCAAAUCAUAUCAUAAUUAAUUACUUAUUGUGUUCAAAAUCUCGCCAAACAAUUCUUGUACCACUUAUGUUUAUAAAACGAAUAGGCAACAAAACUAAAUUUUAAUCGAUUAAUUGUAAUCGUGGAACCAAUCUGUACUAAAUAGUGGAUAACAUAAUAUAAUAUGUCAUUUAUUCCAGUGAGCAUUUACAAGUUAAGAAAUUAUAUGCGAUUUACAAUGAAUAUUUUCGAUGUUUUAGGAAAUCAUUACGUAAUAAAUUCAAGUAUAUAAUGUAUAUACAUAAAUAUAUUCUACAAAAAAAAAAUAAAAAAAAAGAACAAUUAUGAAUAC
Sipha flava (yellow sugarcane aphid) is the source of this 1230-nucleotide messenger RNA. RefSeq lists its product as uncharacterized. The record is from RefSeq and is a predicted model, not a curated record. Lineage: Eukaryota; Metazoa; Arthropoda; Insecta; Hemiptera; Aphididae. Bases 281 to 730 code for a protein of 149 amino acids. The transcript is spliced from 4 exons.